AUGUCAAAUGAAGAUCAACCAAAAUGUCCUGUAGAUCAUUCUACAAGACAGAGUUGGCUACAGAAACUAACAGGAUCCAAUAAAGAACCAACACCACCGACAACAAAUCCCUCACAGUCACAACCACAACCACAACCACAACAUGAUCAACCAGUAUGUCCAAUAAAUAAUGAAGCAAGGUCAAACUGGUUAAAUAAAGUAUCAGUAACUAUACCAGAAGAUAUAGAAACAACAAAAACAUGUGGUUCUACAAAUAUUACAAAUACAUUACAAGAUCAAACCACCACCAAAAUAAAUUUACCAACUCAAAGAGAAAUAAGUUCUAUACCUCGUACAUCAUCAAAUUCAAAUUGGAUUUACCCAAGUCAGAAACAAUUUUUCGAAGCUAUGCAACGAAAAAAUUGGAAUCCCGAUUCUUCAGAUAUGAAAGUAAUCGUUCCAAUACAUAAUUUAGUAAAUGAAAGAGCAUGGAAACAUAUUAUAAUGUGGGAAGGUAUCAAUUACAAAAAAGCUCUUGAACAAUGUGGUGGAAUAACUUUAACUUCAUUUAGUGGAGAUUCCACCAAAAAAACACCAAGAGCAUGGUUCAAAACUAUAAUAGGUCAACAGCCACCAUUUGAUAGACAUGAUUGGAAAAUCAAUAGGUGUGGUUUAGAAAUUGAAUAUGUUAUUGAUUUUUAUAAUGGUGAAAAUAAUCAAGUUUGGCUUGAUGUUAGACCUAAACUUAAUCUGUUUGAAGGGAUUAAAUUAAGAUUACAAAAAGCUUUUGGAUUAAACUAA
Lodderomyces jiufengensis is the source of this 780-nucleotide messenger RNA. It is a transcript of the gene CYT2, whose product is annotated as cytochrome c1 heme lyase. The transcript has a single exon. Gene Ontology annotation, molecular function: holocytochrome-c synthase activity. The coding region runs from base 1 to 780 and encodes 259 amino acids. Lineage: Eukaryota; Fungi; Ascomycota; Pichiomycetes; Serinales; Debaryomycetaceae. Gene Ontology annotation, cellular component: mitochondrion. Gene Ontology annotation, biological process: cytochrome c-heme linkage. The record is from RefSeq and is a predicted model, not a curated record.